UUGGAGCAUACGGCUAAAAGAGUUGGAAAAUGUCCUCUAACACAUCAGGCCAAAGUAUCAAGUUUAGUGUGGAGUUCCGAGACACAGUUUACAGAUUAAACCCGGACUAUUUGUCUUGUAAGCACAAAGUCUUGUUCGAAGUCAACGCAACAGAUACCCUCAGGGACCAAGGCAGCGAAAUUCACUUCUAUCACUCUACCGACUUUGCGGAUGGCAGGAAAUCAUUAUCGGAUAUCACCAAGUCCGAAAGUCCCUCCAAGACUGUGUCAAAUAUUGAGGAAGCUUUCUCUGAUACUGCAAUAAGAACUUUCCACAGUAAAUACCUUUCAAACGACCGCAAGGGGCUUAGAGGCUGGGAAGUUUGUUUAAGACCACAUUCCGCACAGUCUUACCAUUUUCGAAGACAGAGGUCGGAUCAUACAAGAGAUCUUCAGCGAAGCAGAAGUCUUUCCGCCAAAAUAAAUACGACCAGACGUGAAAAGCUUAAAGUCUCCAAAAUUUCCAUCCAUUCCCCUGGAUCAUGCAGUAGUCGUCCUAUCCAUCGAGAUUCCAUAGAAAGCACUAGCAAAAAAGACGACAGACACACACAUUCUUCAUCCUCCAGUUUGAUGGGCGGGAACUACUAUUGUACGCCGGGUUAUGUUACGACUAUUCCAAAGCCUAUUUCGUACAAGUUUAAACACUUUGAGUACACCGAUAACUACAUCGAACAAUACAGGAAUGAAUACACAUAUCCACGCCUUGUGGAACCCACUAAGCCACCCUCAUCAGGAUCUUGUAAUUGCGAAGUUAAAGGCCAGGUCAAUCCAGGCAAACAGCCUGUGUUUCGAUGGGUGGAGCCAUGCCUAGUGAAGACAUGUUCUAGACACCAACAGGAGGGCCAUAGUUCUAGUGGACUCACCAUCAAUAGCAUUAGUACAUCCAGUCAGGGACCAGACCGCUCUCGACAGACACCUCACCAUCUUCUUGAUCAUAACGGGGUUUUGAAAACGGAGUUCUACAAUAACCCACUUGUAAUAGACAACACCAAACUGGACCGGAACAAGACGUCAUCUCUGAGCCGGAAUAGACCGUGUAUCUUGUCUACCGUCAGACCCGUCAUCCACCCUAACUCCUCCGUGACCCUACCCGUCAAAAGACCCACGUAUCAACCACAGUCCAACAAAUAAUGUGUAUUUGUCAGAGACAUAAAUGACUUGUCGGUGUUUGUACAGUUUUUUUAUUUAAUUCAUUGUAAAAUGUUUUUAAAAAUGAUGGACUUUUAAGGUAUUUGUAGGAAUUCUUUUGAAAGCUAAUAACGAUUGCAAUAAAGCAUUUG
Messenger RNA from Saccostrea echinata, 1318 nucleotides. RefSeq lists its product as uncharacterized. Bases 30 to 1169 code for a protein of 379 amino acids. The record is from RefSeq and is a predicted model, not a curated record. The transcript is spliced from 4 exons. Lineage: Eukaryota; Metazoa; Mollusca; Bivalvia; Ostreida; Ostreidae.